This is a messenger RNA of Laetiporus sulphureus 93-53, 1662 nucleotides long. RefSeq names its product methylmalonate-semialdehyde dehydrogenase. Gene Ontology annotation, biological process: L-valine catabolic process; thymine catabolic process. Bases 1 to 1662 code for a protein of 553 amino acids. The transcript is spliced from 15 exons. Lineage: Eukaryota; Fungi; Basidiomycota; Agaricomycetes; Polyporales; Laetiporaceae. Gene Ontology annotation, cellular component: mitochondrion. The record is from RefSeq and is a predicted model, not a curated record. Gene Ontology annotation, molecular function: malonate-semialdehyde dehydrogenase (acetylating, [NAD(P)+]) activity; methylmalonate-semialdehyde dehydrogenase (acylating, NAD+) activity.
AUGCCUCCAGCAAAGCUGCUGCGUUCCGGGCACUUUGGCCUGCGUCGAUCAUACGCGACCGCUAUCCGCCCUCCUCUCAGCGCACUGAGCGCCACCGCCCGCGCGAAGGCGGAGCAGAUAUCAUCGCAGUGGAAGGGAACGAGCGCGACAGGCGAGAACACCAAGAACUUUAUCGGAGGCGAGUUCGUGGAGAGCCAAACACAGUCAUGGAUUGAUGCCGUCGAUCCUGCGACACAGACGCUGUUGACACGCGUGCCAGAGACUACGAGUGCAGAGUUUGAGCAGGCCGUAGCCGCAGCGUCAGAGGCGUACAAGACAUGGAGUCGCUCAAGUGUCCUUACGCGUCAGCGGUUUGUGAUGGACCUGCAGCAGGUGCUGCGUGACAAUGCGGACGCGAUUGCCAACAGCAUUGUCCUAGAGCAGGGCAAGACUCUUGGAGAUGCGCGCGGCGACCUUCUCAGAGGCCUGCAAGUCGUAGAGACGACGACUAAUGUCCCGACCGCACUGCUUGGCGAUACGCUUGAAGUCAGCAAAGAUAUGGAUACAUCAACGCGACGACUGCCGUUGGGUGUAUGUGCAAGCAUCGCGCCGUUCAACUUCCCAGCCAUGAUCCCACUGUGGACGAUACCCAUGGCCAUCUCGACCGGCAACACACUGAUCGUCAAGCCCUCGGAGCGCGAUCCCGGUGCAGCCAUGAUCAUUGCGGAGCUCUGUCAGCGUGCCGGCCUACCUCCGGGCGUCCUGAACGUUGUACACGGGACCGUGCCGACAGUCAAUGCUAUCUGCGACCACCCUUCUAUCAAAGCUGUCAGCUUCGUUGGCGGAGAUCGCGCGGGUAAGCAUAUUUAUGAGAGGGGCCGAAAGUCUGGGAAACGUGUACAGUGCAACAUGGGUGCUAAGAACCACGCAGUCAUCAUGCCAGAUGGUGUGCAGCUCGGCCCGCUCCCACGAAGACUAGCGACUGAUUUCCAUCUUACAGCGAACAAGAAUCAUGCACUAAACUCAAUAAUUGGGGCGGCAUUAGGCGCUGUGCUGGUUGGCCACGCGCAGGGAUGGCUGCCCGAGUUGUGCGAACGUGCGAAGAAGCUGAAGGUCGGUCAGGGCUUCGAGAAGGACGUUGACCUUGGUCCGGUCAUCUCUCCUGCCGCGAAACAGCGCAUCACAGGUCUCAUCGCAUCGGCAGAGGAGCAGGGCGGGGUCGUUGUUCUUGACGGGCGCGGCCUGGAAGUCUCUGGAUACCCUGAUGGCAAUUGGAUCGGCCCCACUGUCAUCGAGGCCACCGUUGACAUGAGAUGCUAUCGCGAGGAGAUCUUCGGUCCUGUGUUGAUCGUGUUGAAGGCUGAUACCCUCGACGAUGCGCUCGCCAUCAUUAAUGCGAACCCAUACGGCAACGGCACGGCGAUCUUCACACAGAGCGGGGCGACUGCGCGGAAGUUUGAGCGUGAAGUGGAGGUCGGGCAGGUUGGCAUCAACGUGCCGAUCCCAGUCCCACUGCCGAUGUUCUCGUGGAGCGGAAACAAGGCCAGCUUCCUUGGUGAUAUCCCAUUCUACGGCAGAGGUGGUAUAGACUUUUACACGCAGAACAAGACCACCACAGCUCUCUGGAAAGCAGAGGACGCUAUCGGAAACAAAGCUUCCGUCGACAUGCCGACACACUCCUGA